Desarmillaria tabescens is the source of this 1850-nucleotide messenger RNA. RefSeq names its product triose-phosphate transporter family-domain-containing protein. Gene Ontology annotation, biological process: phosphoenolpyruvate transmembrane import into Golgi lumen. The transcript has 3 exons. NCBI's taxonomy places the organism in Eukaryota, Fungi, Basidiomycota, Agaricomycetes, Agaricales, Physalacriaceae. The coding region runs from base 1 to 1593 and encodes 530 amino acids. Gene Ontology annotation, cellular component: endoplasmic reticulum; Golgi apparatus. The record is from RefSeq and is a predicted model, not a curated record. Gene Ontology annotation, molecular function: antiporter activity; phosphoenolpyruvate transmembrane transporter activity.
AUGCUCGACCACACCACCCUGCUCAAUGGUUACCACGACAAGCAACGACAGAAUGUAAACGACUCUUGGGGCCAGCCUACCCUGCCUUUGUACGCCAACGAUUGGAGCAAUGACCGAAAGCCCCGACUCGAUGACAUUCGCAGAGGUGCAGUGACAACCCUGUCGCAUGUCAAGCAGUACAUGGGGAAGCAGUGGACUCGAACAGGGGAGACAGGAGGGCGGGCCCUGACGAACCCGUCGUCGCCGCCUUCUAAUCUCCUUUUCAUCUUCCUAUGCAGCCUGUGGUACACCUCAUCUGCCCUUUCUUCCAACACCGGCAAAGCUAUUCUCAACCAAUUUGGCUUCGUCGCCAUUUACUGCCUCCUUUUCAUGUCACCCAUCAUCAGGUUCACUAGACUAAAGAGACCGUCGCGAGCUAUAUUUCAGAGUACAUUGCCGAUGGGUCUAUUCCAGGUCGGAGGACAUAUCUUCUCGAGCAUGGCAAUGUCAACGAUUCCUGUCAGCACGGUACACACUAUCAAGGCACUAUCACCGUUGUUCACUGUCGCCGCUUAUGCCCUCUGUUUCCGAGUUAGCUAUUCAGCCAAGACAUAUGUCUCUCUCCUCCCUCUUACCGUCGGCGUUAUGCUGGCCUGUUCCUUCGACAUGACCGCAUCAAAUUAUAUUGGCCUGCUAUGUGCAUUUGGUUCCGCCAUAGUCUUUGUCAGUUCAAACAUUUUCUUCAAGAAGGUCAUGCCAUCCAACGACUCGUCACAACCGUCCCAUGCCAAACUUGACAAGCUGAACUUACUGUUCUACUCCUCCAGCAUGGCUUUUUUCCUCAUGAUUCCCAUAUGGUUGUACUAUGACCUUCCCGUGCUCCUUGCGGCAUCUCACAACCCGGAACAUGUUGUACAUCCCAGUCAUGCUCAUUCGGCCCUCCAUUCUGUCAGCUACUACUUCUUCAUGAACGGCACGGUGCAUUUUGGUCAGAACAUCAUCGCCUUCAUCAUCCUAUCAUCGACAUCACCCGUCACCUACUCUAUUGCUUCCCUUAUUAAACGUGUUGUGGUCAUCUGUGUCGCCAUCGUAUGGUUCAAUCAAUCCGUUCACCCAGUCCAGGUGUUCGGAAUCGGUUUGACAUUUACGGGAUUGUACAUGUAUAACAACGCAAAGGCCGAUGUUGAUCGUGGGGAGAAGAAGUUGAGGAGAGUUGAGGCUGCUCGCGAUUUGAUGCUCCCGAGCACCAUUGCCGAGUCUAAGAUGAUGUCGGGAACAGAGUCGCCUCCAGCGGCCAUGGUUCACUCUGCAAGGGAGGGUGAAACUACGGGAGCAGCUGUGACAUGGAGUGGUAGGUCAAGAGCCGCCUCAAUACAUUACCAUCAUCAUCCUCCGCAUCCUGCUGCAAACCUCUCGGUGAAAAUUACGCCUCCAAUCCUUAGUUCCAAGUUUUCUCCCAUCAAGGAAGGGAAACUAGGGUCGCCGACGGACUCUUAUCCUUCUCCGCCGCCUUCCCUCGACUCCCCGCCUUCGCACUCGAUACACCUUGGAUAUCUGCACGAUCAUUCCAAGCAUCCGCUCAAUUCCCAGCGUGUCGGCGUUGUCGUGGCGUGAUUUAUACUUAUUGGAUUUACUAAGUUAGAAGAAGCAGAACAUAUACCUCUCUCUACUGGGCACUGAACUACUCAUAUACUACAGAACCUUUGGGCAGCAUAGUAGACCGCAUAAAUUAAAUAAUCGGACUUUUGAUUCAUGAGUUGCUUACAUAGCUCGGUCUUAGACACAUCUUUCUGUAUAUUUUCCAUUUUGUAGAGGACGCAGGCAGCCUUGUACACACCUUGGAAGUAAAUGCACAGCCACCUAUCAGGACU